Messenger RNA from Nicotiana tabacum (common tobacco), 4025 nucleotides. Its product is annotated as nuclear matrix constituent protein 1-like. Gene Ontology annotation, biological process: nucleus organization. The record is from RefSeq and is a predicted model, not a curated record. Gene Ontology annotation, cellular component: nucleus. NCBI's taxonomy places the organism in Eukaryota, Viridiplantae, Streptophyta, Magnoliopsida, Solanales, Solanaceae.
CAAAAUUAGGAGGUAAAUUGUGAAAAAGCGAGGGAGCCGGAGGAGCCUGUUGUAAAUUGGGAAUUCUCCGGCGAGGGUUACAAAUUCCUGUAUCAAAUUCGACGGUUAUAAUCAAUCGUUAAAGCCACUACUCUUUUUCUAUCUCAUUCUUGUUGUAGCAUAAGUUAUAAAUCUUCGAUCUGUAAAUUAUUGAGUUCUGGGGUGGUCUUUUUUGUGAAAUCUUCUAGAUGUCUACACCGCCGAGGAAAUUUUGGACCGGCUGGUCACUGUCACCAUGGAGCGAACCGGCUGACAAGGGCAAAGGCGUUGCCUUUAUGGGUACUGCUCAGAAAAGUUUGACGAGCCAAGAUUAUGGAAACAUGGAUCAGGAAGCACUAAUUGGAGAGGUCUCCAAGCUUGAAAAUGAGCUUUUUUCCUACCAAUACAAUAUGGGCCUUCUACUGAUCGAAAAGAAGGAUUGGUCUUCUAAAUUUGAAGAAAUUAAGCAAGCCUUAGAAGAAGCAAAUGAUGCUUGUAGAAGAGAACAAGCAGCUCAUUCAAUUGCUAUAUCUGAAGUGGAGAAACGGGAAGAGAAUUUAAGGAAGGCACUGGGAGUCGAGAAGCAAUGUGUGCUAGAGCUUGAGAAGGAAUUGCGUGAGAUGCGCUCGGAGUAUGCAGAGACUAAAUAUACAGCUGAUUCAAAAUUGGCAGAGGCAAAUGCAUUGGCUGCUAGUGUUGAAGAGAAAUCAUUGGAGGUAGAAGCAAAGUUGCGUGUAGCGGAUGCUAAGCUUGCUGAGGUUAUCCAAAAGAGUUCUGCAGUAGAGAGGAAACUUAAUGAAGUUGAAGCUCAAGAAAAUGCGCUUCGAAGAGAACGGUCAUCUUUCAAUGCAGAGCGUGAAGCUUUUGGGACUUAUCUAUCCAGACAAAGAGAAGACUUGCAGGAAUGGGAAAGAAAAUUACAGGCUGGAGAGGAGAGGUUGGCUGAUGGCCGAAGAUUGCUUAACCAAAGAGAGCAGCGAGCCAAUGACACUGAUAGAUUUUUGAUGCAAAAGCAGAAUGACCUUGAAGAUGACCAGAGGAAAAUUGACGCCGCUAACUCAGUUUUGAGGAAGAAAGAAGAUGAUAUGAGCAGCCGGAUAGCAAACCUUACUCAUAAGGAGAAGGAACUCGAGGAUGUGAGAAAGAGCCUGGAGAUAAAAGAGAGGGAGUUGCUUGAUCUACAGGAAAAGUUGAACUUUAAAGAGAGAGAGGGAAUUCAAAAUCUAAUGGAUGAACAUCGAAGUAUCCUGCAUUCUAAGGAAGAAGAGUUUGAAUUGGAACUGAGGCAAAGGCGGGCAUCACUUGAUGAGGAACUAAAAGGUAAGGUGCUUGAACUGGAAACGAAGGAAGCUGAAGUUGAUCACAUGGAAGAAAAGAUUAAGAAACGAGAACAAGCCUUUGAAAAGAAGCUGGAGAAAGUCAAGGAGAAGGAGAAGGAUCAUGAGUUGAAGUUAAAAUCAUUGAAGGAUAGGGAGAAGUCUUUGAAAACCGAGGAGAAAAUUUUGGAAACUGAAAGGAAGCAGAUAGUUUCUGAGAAGGAGAAUUUUCUAGCUCUGAAGGCUGAGCUUGAGAAUGUAAGAGCUGACAUUCAAAAGCAACAGGUAAAGAUCAGUGAGGAAACAGAACAACUUAAAGUAACUGAAGCUGAGAGAAUGGAACAUGUUCACCUACAAUCAGAACUGAAGCAGGAGAUAGACAAGUGUAGACUCCUCCAAGAAAAUCUAUUGAAGGAAGCUGAGGAUUUGAAGCAGGAAAAAGAAAGAUUUGAAAAAGAAUGGGAAGAACUGGAUGAGAAAAGAUCUGAGAUCAAGAUAGACUUGCAGGAACUUAAUGAACAGAGAAAGAAUUUCGAAAAACUGAAGCGCACUGAAGAGGAAAUGAUAAGCAAGGAGAAGCUGGAAACAGAAAAUUAUGUUCAGAGGGAGUUGGAAGCCCUUAGAGUGGCAAGAGAAACAUUUGAAGCUACCAUGGAUCAUGAGAAGUCAAUAUUAGCAGAGCAAACUCGAAGUGAAAAAAGCCAAAUGCUUCAUGCCUUUGAACGGCAAAAAAGAGAACUUGAAAGUGAUAUGCAGAGGAAGCAGGAGGAAAAGGAGUCUGCACUGCAUGUACGGGAGAAACUCUUUGAGGAAGAGAGGCAGAGGGAGCUCAGCAAUAUUGAGUAUUUGAAGGAAGUCGCCCAUAGAGAAAUGGAAGAGAUGAAAUUAGAAAGAGUCAGUCUGGAGAAAGAAAAACAGGAAAUUUCUGCUAACAAGGGGCUUCUUGAAGUACAACAGUUAGAGAUGAAAAAGGAUAUUGAUGUGCUUGUUGGCUUAAGCAGGAAGUUGAAGGAUCAGAGAUUAGCUUUUAUUAAGGAAAGGGACAAGUUUAUUGCUUUUGUCAAGCAGCAGAAAAACUGCAGCUCAUGCGGAGAAGGAAUUCGUGUGAUUGAGUUUUCUGACCUUCAAGCUCUCGCUGAAGUGGAGAGUUUUGAGGCCCCUCCUCUGCCAGGUGUCGUGCAGGAAUAUCUAAACGAUGGUCAAAGAGGAUCAUUGGAAAGGACUAGUGAUGAGCUGUCCCCUGGUGCUCGUAAUACAGGAUCAAUGGUUUCUGGUGGAACCAUGUCCUGGCUUCGAAAGUGCACAUCUAAGAUUCUCAAAUUUUCACCUAGCAAAAAGAUUGAAAAUGCUUCUUCUCAUUGUCUGGUUGAUGGAUCUUCUGCAUCAGAGAAGUGUGCAGACAUAUCACCAAAUAAACUGUCAAACGAAGGAAAUCACACGGAUCUGGCUGUUUCCAUGAAUGUUCUUGAUGAUCAGAUGCUUCAACAAGGUGAUGGCAUUAGAGAGGUGGAAGUUGGCCAAGGAACUGUAGAAGACUCUCAUCAUGCCAGCGUGAAAGUUGGUCAGCGCAGACCUGUGAAGAAAGGACGUGGUAGAAGUAGUAAAUCAGCAAAAGCUACAGAUACAAGAACAGUUCUUGAAAUAGUUCCUAAGGAGGGUGAGAAUAUGCACGCCAAUGGAAGUUUGGAGACCUCAGUUAAUAUGAACGAGGAGAGCCAGAGAGAAUCAGGUCUUUUGGGUGGGGCACCAAGAAAUUCUAGAAAGCGUAGUCACUUGUCACAAGAAAUGGCUAGUGAGAUCGAUGGCAAUAAUAGUGAAGGACAGUCAGAUAGUGUAGCCAGCAGUCGCAGGAAGAGGAGACAACAGGUUGCCCCUGGUGUGCAGGCUCAUGCUGAAAGAAGAUACAAUCUCCGCCGACCUAGAAGUGCUGCACCAGCAACAGCCAAUGGAUCUUUGUCAGACCCAAUUUCAAAAUCUCAGGAAGAGAAUUGGAACUCUAACGCUUCCCUGGCAAAUCCUCUGGUUGACAACGGUGAAGAUGAUGGAAAAGAUAGAAAUUUUGCUGCUGGUCAUCCCACGGUAGCCGAGAGCCCUUUGAAUGAUACAGUAGACAAUCAGGAAGGCAGUGCUAACAUAGCAACUGAGCUGGUAGAUGAUACAGGUUUGAGUGAAGAGGUAAAUGAAACCCCAAAACAGCCUUCAGCUUAUGAUGUGAAUAGAGAUGAGGAUGGGUGUGAUGACAGUGACGGUGAUGAGGGUGAUGAGGGUGAAGAGAUUGAACAUCCCGGUGAAGUCUCUAUAGGGAAGAAGCUUUGGACUUUCAUCACGACAUAGUGGAAAUCUAAAUGACUCUGUAGUUUGGUUGCACUUUUGAGGAUAGCUUUCUUGCAUCUUGACUAGUAUUUUGUUUCUUUUGCCACUUGUAGAGUAGUUUUAACGCUUUCACGGUGAUGUGCAGUGUUGUGUAUCCUUCUCAAAAUGUAGUCAGUAGGAAUCAGUUUAGGGUUGGAAUUUGAUUGUUUAAAUGAUGGUCCGAGUCGGGGUGCAUUCAUAUUGGUUUAACGAUUCUUAGUAUCCAUAUGCAUGAUGUCCCUAAGUUAACCAUUACAGCUGUAACACUAGAGUGCGCUUCCCUGUAUCUAUACCAUUGAAAUUCAAAUACUAAAUAAGUGGAUAGUUUUCUUCUGUCUA